This is a messenger RNA of Emiliania huxleyi CCMP1516, 1626 nucleotides long. RefSeq lists its product as hypothetical. Gene Ontology annotation, molecular function: aminoacyl-tRNA ligase activity; mRNA (2'-O-methyladenosine-N6-)-methyltransferase activity; ATP binding. The coding region runs from base 1 to 1626 and encodes 541 amino acids. Gene Ontology annotation, biological process: tRNA aminoacylation for protein translation. The record is from RefSeq and is a predicted model, not a curated record. Lineage: Eukaryota; Haptophyta; Isochrysidales; Noelaerhabdaceae. The transcript is spliced from 8 exons.
AUGUCGAUUUACUUUUUUCGUCAGCCCGGCACGAGCCUCGCUUCCUCCCCACCGCUUGCCCAUUUUGUGAUGGUCGCUGAGCAAAAGAAGCCCAAGAAGGCCAAGGAGCUCCGUCGCCACCUCCACACUGAUGCUGAUGCGACUGGGGCCGGCGAGGCGGCGAGCGCUGCGCCCGGCCGCCUGAACCGCGAGCCGGUCCUCUGUGACGUGAACGCGCCGCCGCCAAAGUGGGCGAGGCCGCUGCGCGCCGACCGCUCUGCGAUUCUGUCGCCGGCGCCCGCCGUCGCGCUCGAGAUGGGCGUCGCCCGCGCCUCCGACAUGCUGCGAGCAAAGCUCGACGAGCUUUGCCGCGCGUCGCGGCUCCCACGGCCCGUCCGGCCGCUCACCUUUGAGCGCUGGCGCUGGGCGGCCAAGUGGGAGGAGGAUGGCCUCCUUCCAAAGAGCGCCGGCCACCCGGGCCUGAUGCUCUCCGACGCGCGCGCGAUCGCGCUGGAGCUCAAGGCCGAGGCGGCGGCGCUCUCCAAGAAGCGUGCAAAGGAGCGGCAGCAGGCAGCGUCGGGCAAGGGGGCGUCGCUGCCGCCGCUCGAGAUCGAGGUUGGCCACGCACCGUACGCCAAGCUCGCACUCCUCCACCGCCGUGCGAUGCCGGCGGAGGGCGCGCCGGAGGCAGAGGCGGAGGCAGCGGCGGCCGCGGUUGAGGCGCCGGCCUGGUGGUCCACCGAGGGAUCGCCCGGAGGCGUGGAGAUCGAGGCGGAGGUCGCCGGCGCGCGGCUGUCUGCCCAGGCGUCGGAGGCGACGCCCGACCCGCGCGCGGCCUUCCACCAGCGGCUCUUUGCGCUGCUGCUGCGGUACAAGACGCUGCGCGGACACGGCUUCCACGCCGCCAUCGCGCCGGCGGUGUGGCGCGUGCUCACCUCGAGGCUUGGGGUGGGGUUCGAGGCCUUCGCCUCGCCACUCAACUGCUACCUGCCCACGUUCGGCUCCGGCUUUUCGGACGUCGACGGCGCGUUCGGGAGCAGCGGCUCCUUCUUCCGCCUCAAGCCGGCGCAGCUCGCCUCGGGCUCCUGCGCGUGCAACCCGCCCUUUGUGCACGCCAUCCUCGACGCCGCCGCCGCGCGCGUCGAAGAGCUGCUCGCCGCGGCUGCCGCCGCCGACGCCCCCCUCUCCUUCGCUUUCAUCAUGCCGGGCUGGAAGGAGACGCGCGCGCACGCCAGCCUCUCCGCUUCGCCCUUCCUGCGGAGGGCGGUCCUCGUCGCCGCCGCAGACCACGGCUUCUGCGACGGCGCGUCGCACCAGCGGGCCGACCCGCUGCGCGCGUCGCCGUACGACACCGUCGUCUUUGUGCUGCAGACGGAGCGCGGCUCUCGCAAGUGGCCCGCGGAUGGGCGGUUCGAGGCGGAGCUGCGCGCCGCCUUUGCGGCGAGUCUCGCGCCGCGGCUGGACGCGUGGGUGGCGGCCAAGCGGUCAAAGGACUUUGCCACCGCCGACAAGAUCCGGGACGAGCUCAAGGCGGCGGGCGUGAUCGCCGACAAGGCGAGGCCGGUGCCGCGCAAGGCGAUCGAGAAGCGGGCGGCGAGCAAGGGGGCGGACGAGAAGCGACCGCCGAAGCGCGGGCGGGCGGAGUGA